GGACUUUCAAUCUGUCUUUGCUGAAACAGCUUCUUUCCAACAAUUUUCUUCACAAACCAAUGGGCAAAACUCAUAGAAGAAAAAUCACCUCAUCUACUCUCUAACAAAUCUACUACUUGAUUUCCCAUCACCAUGACAACAUCAGUAUUAAAACACUCCAUACAGAAUGACAUCAAUGUUCAAAGGAAAUAUUAUCUAUGAUUGAAGAUCUAGAAAAUUAAAAAGGAAGACUUCAGCAGUGAAAAUGAGGGGCAGAAAACCAUGAGGUUGAGUAUCACUCGGUGGAAAUUUAGUUCCGUCUUUCAAUUUUGAAAUUCAUAGGGGAUAUAGACCAGAAAACGCCAACUUUUCAGACAAAUUUUCCCUCCACCAGAAUCACUCCGGUAGAGACACAGAGAACACACUACUUGUAUUCCCACGAUGAGUGAGCCGGAGGUCACUUACUCAACUGUGAGACUUCAUAAGUCUUCAGGGUUACAGAGACUAGUACUGCAUGAGGAGACUCAAGGGCCCAGAGAAGCUGGCUACAGAAAGUGUUCAGUAUCCUGGCAACUCAUAGUGAAAGCUCUUGGAAUCCUCUGUUUCCUUCUUCUGGUAAUCGUUGCAGUGUUGGCAGUAAAAAUUUUUCAGUAUAGUCAACACAAACAAGAAAUCAAUGAAACUCUUAACCACCACCAUAAUUGCAGCAACAUGCAAAGUGAUUUCAACUUAAAGGAAAAAAUGUUGAGAAAUAAGUCUAUAGACUGUUGGCCAAGCAAUGAACUUCGGGAAUACAUCAAAAGAGAACAGGACAGAUGGGACAGUGAAACCAAGACUGUUUUAGAUUCCUCACGGGACACAGGCAGAGGUGUUAAAUACUGGUUCUGCUAUGGUACCAAAUGUUAUUUUUUCAUCAUGAACAAAACUACAUGGAGUGGAUGUAAACAGAACUGCCAGCAUUACAGCUUUCCCCUUGUGAAGAUAGAAGAUGAAGAUGAACUGGUACUGUAG
Molecule: messenger RNA, 990 nt
Organism: Mus caroli (Ryukyu mouse)
Lineage: Eukaryota; Metazoa; Chordata; Mammalia; Rodentia; Muridae
Source: RefSeq, a predicted model, not a curated record